Tachysurus vachellii is the source of this 1863-nucleotide messenger RNA. RefSeq names its product ST3 beta-galactoside alpha-2,3-sialyltransferase 7 (gene st3gal7). The record is from RefSeq and is a predicted model, not a curated record. The transcript is spliced from 7 exons. NCBI's taxonomy places the organism in Eukaryota, Metazoa, Chordata, Actinopteri, Siluriformes, Bagridae. Bases 182 to 1324 code for a protein of 380 amino acids. Gene Ontology annotation, molecular function: lactosylceramide alpha-2,3-sialyltransferase activity.
AACCGUGGCAGUGAAGAUCAGUCCAAGAUAAACACUCACAAAACUGCUGUUUUGUAAAAGCUGCCACUGAUCUCUAUUUUACUCAAAACUGACUGCUCUUUUAGGCCAAGAAUCACAUCUGAAAAACAAAGAAGAAUGCUCAGGAAGUGUUAAUAGACGCUCGGGACCCCAUGGUGGCUUAAUGGUGACUUUAAAGCACAUGAGCAUGAAGGAGUAUGAGGAGACUGGUGCUCCACUGCUGGGUGAAGAAAACAGCACAGAAAACCCAGGCAUUAGAAACAGAAGGGAGUCCAGAGAAUUCUUCCUUGCACAGUGGAAAAACCUUGGCCUGAGUGUUGUUCUGCUCCUGAGCUGUUAUUCAGCAAUCCUUGUCCCUGCUUAUUUGCCUACUAAACAACUGACCUGGACUGAAAGCUCCACAGAAGAAUAUAUGGCGAUACUGAAUGACUCGGCAGCUCUGCUGUCUCGGCCGUGUAUAAGCGGCCUGGCUAAGGCAAAGCUGCAGAAAGUGCUGAAUCUCCACAGCCUGCUUCAGAUUCCUGCAUUCCUCCAGAAUGGGACUGGACACUGGGAACAGACACCUCCACUUGGUCUUCUAGGUAGUGAGGGUACGUUGGCACAAGCACUUACAGUCCUGCCUCUCUCUGGACUGCCCUCUGUUCCCGACCGUUGCAGGAGAUGUAUGGUGGUUGGGAGUGGAGGAAUCUUACAUGGCAAACAUCUUGGAGUCCAUAUUGAUAAAUAUGAUGUCAUUAUAAGAAUGAACGAUGCACCAGUGUUUGGAUUUGAGGAAGACGCAGGCUCAAGAACCACAAUUCGACUGAUAUAUCCUGAAGCAGCAUCUUUCUUGGCACAAGAAUAUCAGAAUACAGCUAUAGUAGCUUUAGUUGUAUUCAAGAAACUGGAUUUAGAGUGGUUGACCUCUAUUGUAACGAAAAAACCUUUGAGCUGGUGGUCUAAACUGUGGUUCUGGAGAGAAGUUGUAAAUGAUAUUCCACUUCAGCCAAGAAACUUCCGCAUCUUAAAUCCUGAAAUACUCAGCCGGACAUGGCAUGUGCUGCAAACCUAUGGAAAACAUGAACGCAAGACGGUGCCUACAUUAGGCUUCACUGGUGUGGUGUUAGCAUUACAGCUGUGUGAUGAAGUUAGCCUGGCAGGUUUUGGCUAUGACUUCAAACAUCCUGGAUCAAUGCUCCAUUACUACGGGACUGUGCGCAUGAACCAAAUGAUGGCACAAGUAGUGCAUGAUGUGAGCUCAGAACGUAGUUUACUGCAUGACCUUGUUGAGUCUGGAGUCGUGUAUGAUGUCACAGGUGCAGUGUAAUUAACAGUAGACCUCAUAUAUCAAAAUGAAUAGAAAUGUAUUUAUUAAUAAACUGUUCAAAGAAGCACGUACACAAGAAAUUUGUUAUUCAUGAAAAUGGUGUUAGUGUUGAUCGUGUUAGAAAAUCACGUUAGUCAUAUGAAAGCUCCAUGGAAUGCAAAUGUUAUACACUGAAACAGUGGCUGAGCUCCAUUACUUGACAAUUUUAUUUGUUUGUUUUUGUUUUGUUGGUGUUACUACAUUUGAUUAGCCUAAGCAUAUUAGGUGACUUAUGUGUGAUUCACUUUUAUCAACAUCUGCGCAUGAAUGCAAAGAAAAUUUGCAUUAAAAAAACUUUGGUAUGGUCUAUGAAACCACUUUUACUUCACAAUUAAAAUUAGAAACAUUUAGAAUAAGUAAGUGGCUCAGUGUUUGUACGUUGAACUUGAACUGAAUUGAACAUAGUUGCUUCAGAUCUUUUGUAACUAAAGAUUGUGUGAGAUUUAGUCAUUUCAGCAAAAAGGUGAAAGCAACCAAAGCACUCCAGGUACAAUGUCCAA